Molecule: messenger RNA, 3975 nt
Organism: Malurus melanocephalus (red-backed fairy wren)
Lineage: Eukaryota; Metazoa; Chordata; Aves; Passeriformes; Maluridae
Gene: FOXL3
Product: forkhead box L3
Exons: 3
Coding region: 23-772 (249 amino acids)
Biological process (GO): cell differentiation; anatomical structure morphogenesis; regulation of transcription by RNA polymerase II
Molecular function (GO): RNA polymerase II cis-regulatory region sequence-specific DNA binding; DNA-binding transcription factor activity, RNA polymerase II-specific
Source: RefSeq, a predicted model, not a curated record
GAGCUGAGAGAGCAGCAGGACCAUGUUUGACAACACGCAGUACCCCUACAACUGCUUCAAUUACGAUGGGGAUGAUUAUCCUGCCUGYAGUUCUGACGAGGAGAAAAAAUUCACCCGACCGGCGUACAGCUACAUUGCCUURAUUGCAAUGGCCAUCCAGCAAAGCCCUUCAAAUAAAGUCACCCUCUCUGGCAUUUAUGACUUUAUAAUGAAGAAAUUUCCUUACUACAGAUCAAAUCAAAGGGCCUGGCAGAACUCCAUCCGACAUAACUUGUCGCUUAACAGUUGUUUUGUGAAGGUUCCCAGAACAGARGGGAAUGAGAAGGGGAAAGGAAACUAUUGGAGCUUUGCGACAGGAUGCGAAUCCAUGCUGGAUCUGUUUGAAAAUGGGAAUUACAGGCGAAGACGGAGGAGGAGGAACGUGAAAAGGGAGCAGAGACCGAGCAGAGUGAAAAGUCCUUCGUCCCCCAAUGUCUCUCCUGUGGACUCUGCUUUGAACAGCAUUUCCUCUUCUGAAAGUAAACAUGAAAGAAUUGAAUCRGGCCCAAAACUUGUGGAGCCUUGUGGGUUUGCUCCCAACAGCGUGAGCAACAGGCAGAGCCUGAGCAAUUCCUCCUUGGCAAAAUCGGAUUCUGAAAUCAAAUUCAGCAUCGAUUACAUCCUUUCAGCCCCUGACCCUUUGCCUGUGCUGAGAUCUCAAUACAACAUGCAAGAAAGCAAAUAUCACCUGCUGGAGGCUCCUCACAUUAACCUGCAGUUCUGGACAAUGUGAUGUGAUUUAUUGGUGGGGACAAAGGCUGAGUCAGAGCGGCUCCAGCAGCUCCUCCUGUCACUGAAAAUCCUCGCUGUGCUCCCCAGCAGGGCUCAGAAAGGGUUACAGAUUCACCAGCUGAUGCUCUGUCUGUGCCCAAAGAACUUUGCUGAGAUUAAAGCAUAAAUAACAGUUACCAAUAUCGGUUUUCACCGUGCUGGAAUUGAUGAAAUUCCAGCUUUAUAUUCUAAAACUGUCUUGGACAUCACUUAACACCACAAAGAAUUUCCUUUCUCAAGCAGAAUCCGACAGAGAAGAGACUUGCUUAUCAUCCACUGCUUUAUUAAAGACAAAGUGAAUUUGAUCCCACUUUCAGUGGUGGAAAUUAGGAUUAACUCCACUGGAGUAUAUAGGUCAGACCUUAAGCUGAUCUAAACAGUGUAAUUCUGUCGACUUACACUGGCUGGGAAUGUGGGGGGGUGGAGGGGUGGGAAUUUGUUUCUCAAAAGGAAUUACAGAAAAUCACCCUGUCUUCCCUUAUUUUUUCUUUUAACCUCAUGUUUCAAACUGUUUUGCAGCUUUUCUUCAUCAUUCAUUAGAAAAUGUAGUUAUUGAUAAGUAUUUCAAGCAUAUUUUUGUUUAUAUUCAGGGCAGGAUUGUUUGAAUUGUUGAAGUUGUGCUCAAAAUAAUUCCAAGAGACCUUAAUUGCAAGGAUGCUGAGCUCUGGUAGACUUUGAUAGGUGACGUGGCAGUCACAGAGUCUCUUAAUCCCUUGGUUAAAAAUAAUAAUAAUAAUUUAGAAAAAGAAACCAACAAAACACCACUUAUUCCCUUGUGCUAUCAGAAAUCUYCCAGAGAUGCUGCAGAAAAGUCCUUGACCAUAUUUCAUUUAGGAAGUGUGAAGGGAAGCCUGGUAUUGCAAGAAGCUGGGUCAAGUGUUGAGCAAAGCUAAAAUUCCACCUCCCUGCCCUGAGACAAGUUGAAUAUUCCCAUUAAAUGGAUUUGUAUCGAUCCUCYGUGCAGGCAAUUACCAAAGUGGUGCUUGAUAUGAAUUCAGCUCAACUGGUGAGAUUUCUAAUUUCCAGAUAUCAGCGUUAGCUCAUGAGCUCCAUUUCUGAGAAAGACACUCCAUUGCCAUUUCCAUGCAUUUUGGAUUUUGGAGCAGAACCUGAUGGACAAUGAUGAACUGCCACGAGUUUUUGAGAACUUGCUUUUAUCCAACUUGUUCAAAAUGAAUUGCUUGCCAGAACAUAAACAGCAUUAGCAAAGACUAUACAAAAUCUUGGCUUUGCCUUGGAUACUACAGUCUUCACCUGCUGCUGGUAAAAGGGAAAAAAAAGACAAGAUUUUUGAUGGUUUUAAGCAAUUAAAUGCAGAGAUAAAAUUAUCUUUGCAACAUGAACUAAAGGUAAAUGAAGGUAUAUGAGAUAAGAUUCAACAUAGAGGUAUGCUCAGGCAUGACUUGAAUUUUUAUGCAGAAGCUUUGACAUUUCACUAAGUUAUUUUACAUUGUGUCUAAUAUAUACUGUACAUUUAUACUAUAUAUUCUUAUAUAUUGUUAUUGAGAAAGGGAGCARUAUCACUGCACUUAUAUGUUGUAAAAAUGCAUGAUGUAUGUUGUCAUGAUGCUGAAACUCCUGCCAUAUACUUAAAAUUUACCAUCAGUGGUAUUUCACACUGAUUGGUAAUAAAUGCUCAUUUUUUGGAAAACUGUAAAACUUGUUCUCUUCAGGCAUUUCUGCAGCAUGCAAAAGAGAAAAGAGGAAAAGGAGAAUCAUGUCCAUCACAUCACUGCAUGUCUGCCAAACUUUGAAAGGGAUGAUUUCUUGGGACCAAAUUCUGCCUUCAAAUGGGAGCUUUCAGUUCUCUGUGAAUCAGCAGUUAUUCUGACUUAAUUUAAUCUGAAUUUUAACAGAAAUUUAAAUCUGACUCUUUAGACCGGAUUGAUAUCAGAAAAAGAAGAGACCCUCUGGGGGGAUUGGACAGAUGGAUUCUCAUUUGAGGAGGAGCCAGAAUUUGCUCCUUUAAUGUUUAUUCUCAGUAGUAAAUAAGUGUGGGAAGAGCAUGUCCUCCUGUAGUGCUUCAGUGUCUGCAUGCUCUCGUUUUGGGGUCCUGCCUGCAGAGAAAUAUUCAUGUUUUGCAGGCAGAUCUCCUUCCUGAUUGUUUUAAAUUGAGCUGCUGUUGGGCUGACAGUUAUACCACACACCUGUAUUUGAAAUACAUAUUUUCUGCUGUGAAAAUGCAAAUGUGAUUGUUGGGAUUUGUUUUUGGUCAAUGCUGUUGGUGAGAAAGAUUUCAAAAAGCUCCUGGUGAGCAGCACCUGGGUCAGGUGAGCACUGUGGGCUGUGAGACCAAUGGCUCAUGGCUGCUCAUCAACGCAGAAUUAAUGCAUUAGGAAAGGCAGAAAUACACCCAAGUGGAUUUACAGCSGAGAUCCAAAGCCAUUUUCAGUGAGAUGAAUUAAUAUUCACAAAUAGCCAUGUCCUUUGCUCACAGUCAAGUGCCUGCCAGGAGAGACUGUCACACUUUCAUUUCCCCRACGCAUAAUCAAAGAAAUUUGUGUACAAAGAGGUGUUAACAUUUGUUUUGCAAAGGAUAUCAAUCAUAUUCCRAAAAAAUGAAGGGACAUAUUUCAAUUUAGCCAGUAUAUUAUAUUCUGACGACUCCAAAAAAAAGGUUUCCAGCACUUAAAGUGAAUGGCAUUUAAUAUAGAACAACAUAACAGGGGUGAGGGCUAGACGUGACCUUAUUCAAAUGUCGUAGCCAUUACAGAGCCAUUCCCAAUGUAAUUAUAAUUAAAUACUUUAUGCCUUUCUUGCAAAUCCUCUGAUCGAUCAUUGAUAUUAACAUUAAUAUUGUAUUACCCCCGAGCAAAUGUCUCCCACACAAGUGUUAUGGAUCACCAGGUUUCCAUUAAGAAAGUUGUGAGCUAUUGCCGUGUGCUGGUCGUGGGUAAAUUUACGUAAAUUACUUUUUUCUCAGGGAAAGGGGGGAAAAAAAGUCUGGGUUUCUUUCUUCUCUGAAUCCAGAGCUAUUCCUUCAGCUCCAUCACAGCCUGCCAGCCACUGGAAUAAAGCUGUAAUGAAAGAAAAAUAGGAAAAUUUCCCAGGAACAUCCCUCUUUGCCCUGUGUUGGUGUGGACAGGUGAACAGGUGAAUGUUUUCUCUUUUUUUUCUCCCUGCCCUCCAUCUGGGCAGGCUGGCAGGAGGCUUUUGGCUCAAUUC